Mycotypha africana is the source of this 492-nucleotide messenger RNA. RefSeq lists its product as uncharacterized. Lineage: Eukaryota; Fungi; Mucoromycota; Mucoromycetes; Mucorales; Mycotyphaceae. The record is from RefSeq and is a predicted model, not a curated record. Bases 1 to 492 code for a protein of 163 amino acids. The transcript has a single exon.
AUGCAAUGUUAUUAUGGAACUGAUGGCUAUCCAGGCCACUGUAGUAACGGAACAUGUUCAGCCAGGGAAGAUAUUCCUCCGUACUAUUAUAAUAUGUCACCGCAUUGGACUUUAGGCGAUCAAUGGAAGUCUGCUGUUGUAGCCCUUCUAGUAACUGGAAGUAUAGCAAUUGCUGCACUUAUUGGACGAACUCAACUGAAGAAACUAUACCAUUUUAUAAAGACAAAGAUUGAUGCGUACAGAGGCCGUAUUGCAGCUAGGGAUAAUAUAAGGAAUAACCUGUUGCCUUACAUAUGGAGCGAGCAGUUGUGGAACGAACAACAUGAACAACAGCAAAGAUGGUGGAGUCAAGUGCCCGGAAUGCAUUGGGUUUAUAAUAAAUUGAAGAGGAAUCAAAUUGAACAGCCCCAGUAUCACCCACUGGAUGACCGAGGAGAUGUAUCGCAAACAGUAGCUCUCACGGAAGAACCACCACCUUAUAGGGAGGACUGA